Messenger RNA from Cucurbita maxima (winter squash), 2609 nucleotides. RefSeq lists its product as uncharacterized. The record is from RefSeq and is a predicted model, not a curated record. The transcript is spliced from 7 exons. NCBI's taxonomy places the organism in Eukaryota, Viridiplantae, Streptophyta, Magnoliopsida, Cucurbitales, Cucurbitaceae. The coding region runs from base 278 to 2323 and encodes 681 amino acids.
CCCAAUUCGUGCCCUAAAAGCUCUGAUUUCUCCUACUCUUAGCCGCAACAUGCUAAACACUCCCGUUUUUCUUCCUUUCUCCUUUCGUUUUCUCCCACCUAAUUCACUUUUCUUGACUCACUCUCCGAUCCCAGUCUUUCCGGUGCGAUGUCCAAAUGGUUUUCUCUAAGUUCAGAUUGGUAUCUGUUUUCGACGGCGUUUUAGGUUCCUUUGACAUGUUCGGCGGCUGCAGUGAAUCGUCUUCUAUUUAUAGUUCGCUGUUGUUAGGGCUUCGGUGAUGGAUGCUCUUGAGUUGAAUUAUCCGGUGGAUGUGGCGGCGCCGAAGCUCAUGGGACCUGACGGCUCUGUUAGAACCGGGAUAAUAAUCGAGGAGGUUCAGUUGUGCGAAGCUGAUCGUGGUUCUGCCCCUCCUAGCUAUUCGUUUCAGCAUUUUAGCUCGUACGGUAGUCAAAAAGUUGGGACGAGCUCUAUCAAUGAUUUGGGUUCUGUUUCUUUGGAUGAGAUUCAUGAUGGGGCAGUUUCUAAGGAUGGUGAAGAUACACCUGAAGAUUUUGAGAGUAGGAACAAAAGAAGUCACUUGUCCACUUCAAGUCCAGGAGUACAGCAACGUAAAUCGUUAAAGGUCUCAAGGAGUAGUAGCAGUAGUUUAUGUUCUAAGAGGCGUUUGGUUCAAUUGGAAGAUUCUUUAUUACUAAGUGGGGCUGAUGAAGUAAAAGAUACGUCUGACAAGCUUGGAUCAUAUCUUAAAAAGUGCGGCUCUCAUGAGAAGCCUCAAUUGAUGAAACAGAAAAGCAGCGUAAGCAGCAAGCGGGGUGAUAAGAGAAAUCUCAAAGUGUCAUUGAAGACCAAAUUUGAUUCACUCCCUAUAAAUGCUGGGAAUGGCUCAGCUACCGCAGGGUGCAUUUUUUUCGGACUAUAUGGGCUGAAAUCAGAUGUUCAUGAUUUCACAAAGCUUACGGAUGAUCCCCCGCUGAAUGAUCUUCUUGAUGGCAGUUAUGACUAUUCUAGUUUAAGUAAAGCCAAAGGUAAAAAAGACACAAAUGUAAAUGAAUGUUUUCUGCAGUCAAUUAGAAAAGCUUGUUCUGUUCUUCAGCUCCCAUGGCCUGUCCAUCCACAAAAUACUGCGGAGUCAGAGAGUUGUUCUAAUAGCAAACCAUCCACAAGUCUAGUUAGUUCUGUUUCAAGCAUGGAAGAAGGGGUGAACUUCGAUGCAAAAGAACUUAGUACAACAGAUGCACCUUUAUUAAGCAAGGUGCAAGAUGCUUGUAGCAAUUCUGAAACUUUGACCAACGUACUUGAUUUUAAGUUGUACAAACCAGAUGACAUGUUUGUGAAAUUGGGCCUUCCUCUACCAAAGGAUUUGGAAUCUUUGCUCCAGGAUGCCAGCAAGUCCUCUGUAUCUUCAAAGAAUGCAACAGAUUUGCGUUCUGCAAAGCAACAAUCUCGUCGAGCAAUCUUGCAACCAUUUCCGUGGUCACAUUCUUUUAAUGGGCACUCUAAAGCAAAUUCUGAUUCAUCCAAGUUUUCUGCAAAUAGAACCACAUGUACCGGUAGGUGGUGGCGAGUCGGAAACUUUGCCAAUAUCCCCACUGCUACUGCUGAUUGUUUUACAAAAAACUUGGAAUCAUUGAUUUUUAACCAGAGUUUAUUUCCUUCAACAAUGAGAGUUGGUCCUGAUGAUGGAAAGUCCUCCUCUGUAUCUGUUAAUCAUCAUCAAAGUGGAUGGGAUUCCCUGUCUUCUGCAACUUGUUCGAAAGCUUCCUCUAUGCUUGUGGAUUCUCGAGGGAAGAUGAAUCGUGAGGCAAAUGAGCCGCACUGUCCAAGAGUAAUGGCUGCUGCUCAAACUCUCUACGAUAUUGCAACUCGUGCUGCAUUGAGGCAAAACAUAGACGGUAUAGUAAAGUGGCCAAAAAAGCCUUCACAAAAGUCCAUGAAGGCUCGAAAGUUGAAAUCAGAGGAAACCGAAGAAUUAUAUGCCGCACCAACCACAUACGGAUUAUGGUCCAACAAUUCAUUUAAAAACGAGGGCCAAUUGCAUCCCUCGAAGAAGCCAAAGCCAGGAACAGUAGAGAGCAGGAGAGACAUUACUCAGACAAAUAAUAGAAAGGGACCAUUGAAUUGGGCUGCGACCAAAUCGAGUAGAUCGUCCCCAAGUAAGUUCGUUAGAGAUUCGGUUUCGGAAGCUAAACAUUCAACCUCAGGCGUAGUAAAACAAUCAUCAAUGAUGCCUCCUCCAGCAACUCAUUUGUCCAAGGCUAGCGAGGGACAACAAAAGACGCGAAAGUUAAUGCUCAUGGAUUGGAAAAGAGGAGGAACAGAUUAGAUUGAUCAAGAAACUCUACAUUAUUUAUAUAUCCCUUUCCAACAAAACGCUGCUAUUAAAUUAGAACCACUCCUCUGGGCUAGGAGUGGCUAAACUGGUAGGUUGUUUGUGUACAUAAUAUUGUUGUAAGUGGCUGAUUGAUAUGAUUAUUGUAAUGGUCCGUCCUGAAUAGUGACACGCUUUCUAAUUGUUGUAACAUCACCUUCAUUCCAGAACGCAGUAGCAAAUUCCUUGCCACUGUGUGCAAAAGUAUUUGACGAGUCAAUAGAAAUUUUAGUUCUUAUUA